This is a messenger RNA of Coturnix japonica (Japanese quail), 7600 nucleotides long. RefSeq names its product ankyrin repeat domain 55 (gene ANKRD55). The record is from RefSeq and is a predicted model, not a curated record. Gene Ontology annotation, cellular component: cytoplasm. Gene Ontology annotation, molecular function: protein binding. Lineage: Eukaryota; Metazoa; Chordata; Aves; Galliformes; Phasianidae.
UUUCAUAUUAAUUAGGUAUAGCAAUAGCUUCCUUAUUUACAUUCUGCACACUGCAGUUAAGUCAGCAAGCAGGUAAUCUCUGAAAGGAUGAUGCAGAUAAGCACCCCAGGCAUGGUGACUGCAGCACCACACCAGCAGGGCCAGGUGGGCACAGCACAUGCCGGUACAGCGAGGAUGGCUGCACCCGCACGGCACCACAGCUCUGCACAUGCUCCGUGUGCCAGCACAAUCCCAUUCACGCUCUGAGGCUUGUUUGUCUACAGGCAGCACUCUGCUGCUGAGGCUGGGCGAGCUGCAGCAUCUCCCGGUGAUGCUUGCAGGCAAAUUCACUUGCUGAAGGUGUUCUGUAAAAGCUAAGCUUCCAGGGAUGUCAUUUUAAGGGCGUCCACAGCAAACAGAAAAUACUAUUUCUAUCAGGCUGAUGAUAACAUCCUUGCCUUAACAACAACCUGCAGCCAAAAAGGAAGUUUAAUGCUCUGACAAGAAUGUUGGCAACACUACCAUUGUUUACUGUAAUAUAUGGGAUUGAAAACCCUGGAGAUGGUGUUUGCCUGGUCCAGUUGUAAAUAUUGAGAUAGACCACAAUGGAUUUCAGUUCCUCAUCUGUAUUUGACCAGCACAAAGGUGAUGCUGCAGAAGAGACUGACUUGACUGUGGUUUACCAGGCAGCAGCUAAUGGUGAUGUGAACACACUGACUGCAGUCAUUCGAGAAGAUCCCUCCAUCCUGGAGUGCCGUGACAGUGAGGGUUGCACACCUCUGAUGCACGCCGUGUCAGGGCGCCAGGUCGACACAGUGAAGCUUUUACUGAAGAUGGGAGCCAAUAUUAACACACAAGAUGCAUGUGGACGUACCAGUUUAUCUCUGGCAACUUAUCUGGGCUGGUUGGAAGGCUGUGUCAGCUUGCUCAGAAAUGGUGCUAAGCAAAAUAUACCUGAUAAAAACGGGAGGCUGCCACUACAUGCUGCUACUGCAGAGCCUGACGUGAGGCUUCUGAACGUGCUUCUGCAGCAGUCAAAUCUUAGUGAAAUUAAUCAUCAGGACAAUGAGGGAAUGACUUCACUCCACUGGGCUGCUUUCCACAACAGGCCCCAGCAUGCACAGACCCUGCUGCACAAGGGAGCAGACCUGACUCUAGUGGAUAAAGACUUCAAAACUGCUCUGCACUGGGCCGUGCAGAGUGGCAACAAGAUUCUGUGUUCCAUCAUCUUGGACCACUACCAAGGACCAUCAAUAAUAAACUACGAUGAUGAGAAUGGCAAAACUUGUAUGCACAUUGCUGCUGCUGCAGGCUACAGUGAUAUAAUCAGUGAGCUGGCUAAAGUCCCGGAGUGCAACCUGCAGGCCCUUGAUGUAGAUGACAGGACACCUUUGCAUUGGGCUGCAGCAGCAGGGAAAGCUGACUGCGUGCAGACACUUCUAGAGCUGGGGAUAGACAGCAGCCCUCGAGACAUCAAUGAAAACACUCCUCUGACAUAUGCCGUGUACUGUGGUCACACUGCGUGCAUUAAACUGCUGUCUCUGGAGAGCAGAUCUGAGUUAGUUCAUCAGUUUCCUCCUCAGAACAAUAAACUCUUUAAGAAAGAAGGAAGAUUCAGUAUGCUGAAUCACAUCUUCUCCUGCAAAAAGAAGAAAGAGAACCAGAAAACCGUUCAGAAAGACAGAAGCAGAGACCAAUCUACUACAGAGGAGACCUCUGAAGUAGAUGACAUCAUCACCACUUUUGAUUGUAUUUUGGAUACAAGCUGCAAAGACAUUCCAGAUGAGAAUAUGACCACUACUGACUUUAAAAGAAGGACCGCAGACACAAAGUACCUCAUACCAGAAAAGAAACCAGCAGAAUGUCGUGGACUUCUGCCCAUCAGAACCCAGAGCCUUCCCCCAAUCACUGCUGGCAAUUCCUUCCUAACUGCUGCCCAGAGCACAACAUCAAGCACGUCCUUCAGCACCAGCACUCACCAUUUUGCACACAAGUCUCAAAAGAGUAGGAGUGAACAUGACUUGCUGGAUCACAGAAGCAGCUGCCAGGCUUUGCUGGAUAACCCUUGGAAUACUAAACCUAACCAAAUACUCUCCCAUAAAGCCUGUAUUAAAACUCCUGCAGACAAAGCGAUAAAUGGCUUAAACUCUGAUAGAUCUCAUCAUGUGCUUUUGUGCCCUCCCCACCUUCCCUCACUUCCUAGUUCUCCAUCAGGUAAAAAUUUUCAGAAGAUACCCAUAGACCAACCCAAAAUUAAAGAACUUACCCCUGUGAGGAGCAGCCUGGCUCCCCUACCCCACCACUGUGCUCACAGACCUCAUCCAAAACUGCCCUCUGAUACUGCCCAUGGAGAUACACCAAAUAUGGCACACAAAGUCUGCACAACCUUUUCAGGGCAUCAUCACUUGAAAUCACAGCUCAGCUCAAGAAAGACUUUUCAGAGAGGAAAACACCCCAGUGAACUUUUUGAUUUAGCAGUCGUCUGGACUUCUUCAAGAGCCUGACUUCUCCUCAAGAUAACUCCUUUUUUUUGCAUGUGUUUAUGGGAAGUACUUGAAAGUAGUCAGCACUGAUCCUCCAGCUGUUCAGAUGAUAUGCACACGGUCAGAUGAUCAGUAUUAACUAUUCAAUGCCAUCAACACACAGUAACAUAAAGCAUUACUGAACAUAUAUUAUACUGUACGGAUUCUCAAAACAGGAUCAAAUGUCAUAACAUCAAUUGGCUGUAAUUAUUUCCAGUACAUGCUGGUAUGGGGUAUCAUCUCAAAGAAUUGGCAUAUAUUUGUCCAGACACUGUUUUUAAAACAGUCAGUCACUCAUUUUCAAACUGAUUACCCAAUUGUACUGGGAAAGUCCUCCAGAUUGUGUAGUUUUGUCUAUAUAAUGCAUAAGAAAACACUGAAUAAGAAUACUUGAUGUUUUGAUUGCUUUUUGUUGUUGUUGUUUGAUUGCUUGUGGGUUUAUUUGUUGGAUUUAGCAUUCUUUUAGUUGUGUUGUUUUUUUGUUAGAUUUCAGUUGGUUGGUUUGGCUUGGGGUGGUUUCUGGUAAAGAAGUAUGAGCUGUGUGUUAAAAUUCUAGGAAAACAAAACCAGCUACUUCAGAUCAUGGAAUAGUUAAGGUUGAAAAAAAGCUCUAAGAUCGUCCUGUGCAACCAUCAGUCUAUCACCACCAUGCCCACUAAACUCUGUCCCUCAGAGCCACAUAUACACAUUCCUUGAACGUCUCUAGGGACAGUGACUCCAGCAUCUCCCUGGACAGCCUGUUCCAGUACCUCACCACAUUUUCUGGGAAGAAGUUUUUCCUAAUAUCCAUCCCAAACCUGCCCUGGCUCAACUUCAGACCAUUGCCUCUCAUCAUGUUGCUACUACCUGGAAGAAGAGCCUAACAUUUACCUUGCUCCAACCUAUUUUCAGGUAGUUGUAGAAAGUAGUAAUGCCUUCCCUGAGCCUCUUCUUCUCCAGACUAAACAAUCCCCAUUCCCCCAGAUACUCCUUAUUGUGCCAGUCCCUUCAACCAGCUUUGUUACCCUUCUCUGAACACACCCCAGGGCCUCCAUGUCUUUCCUGUAGUGACGAGCCCAGAACUGACCAUGAUACUUGAGAUGCAUCAGUGCUGAUUACAGGCGGACAAUCAUUUCUCUGGUCCUGCUGGCUAUGCUACUUCUGAAGUAAGAAUACAAGUCAGAAUGCCAUUGGACCUCUUGACCACCUGAGUACACUGCUGGCUCAUGUUCAGACAGCUGUUGACUAACAACCCCCAAGACCAUUUUCUCUGCUCAGCUUUUUAGGCUCUCUGCCCCUAGCUUGCAGUGAUGCAUGGGUUUGUUAUGAGAGAAGUACAGGACCUACUACUUGGUAUUGUUGCAUUGGCCUCAGUCCAUCAACCCAGUCUGCCCUGAUCCCUGUGAGACAGAUUGACACUUCAUCCAACUUUGUGUCAUCUAAUAACUUAUUGAGGGUGCACUUAAUCCCCUCAUUCAGAUGCAUCAGAAAAGAUAUUAAGCUGGAAAGGUCUCAUUACUGACCCCUGGAGAAGACUACUCAUGACCAGUCACCAGCUGGAUUUAAUUCUAUUCACCAUCACUCUCUGGGCCUGGUUAUCCAGACACCUUUUUACCCAGCAAAGAGUGUGCCUGCCCAAGCCACAGAUGGUCAGCUUGCCCAGGUAAACAUUGUUGGAGACAGCAUCAGAGGCUUUGCUGAUAUCUGAGUAGAUUACAUCUACAGCCUUUCCCUCAUCCACCAGGCAGGUCACCUUCUCAUAGAAUACUAGUCUAGCAGGACAUGCCUUUCAUGAACCUGUGCUUGCUAGGCCUGAUCUCCUGGUUGUCCUGCAUAUGCUAUGUGAUCACACUCAAGAUAAUACUCUCCACAACCUUUCUUGAAACUAGGGUCAGGCUGACAAACCUGUAGUUCUCUGGAUUCUCUUUCUGACUCUUCCCAUUUGGGGCAUCACAUUGUCAAGCCUCUAGUUUUCUGGGACCUCCCCAGUUGACCACAACUGCUGAGAAAGAAUGUACCAGUUCAGUCCUGCUGUGUACUCUGAAAAUGUUGUUUUCUCUACGAAGAUGGCAUUUUGCUUACAAUUAUUUCAGUAAAUUUUUCAGUGCAUUUGUAAAUGCUUUUUAAACCUCACUUUUAAACACUCCCACCCUUUUCAAAGAGGAAACAGUGGUGCCUAGUUCAGCACAACAGAACAGUAUAUCAACAAAAUAGAAAGAAAGAUGAUGAUAUGUUGAGUUCUGAGUACCCCUGUGGACAGAGGUAUUGUGGAAAGACGUUGCCAAGGAAACAGUGAAACUAAGGAACAACUGCAAGGUAACAUAUUCCCAAGGUGAUGCUCACUGUGUGUUUUCAGCUAAACCAAGAAAUUCAAGGUGAUUUUCACAGUAGUUGUGUAAGAAACUAUUGUCAUUGGAUCCUAUGUAACUAGCAAAUAAAAAAAUAUAUAUAAUAUUCACUAGAGGUGAAUGGUCUAUAACUUUAUCUAAUUAUUUUCCAAGAAUAUAUACAAGGUUGUGAUUCUGCAUGCAAAGAAACAACCAACAUAACACUCCCACUUCAAAAGUAAAAAAUGUUGAAGGGAACCUGCUUCCCAGGCAGAGCCAGAGGAGUUUAUUUCUUCUCUUUAGAAGAGUGACAGUAACAGUGAGUUCUUGAGGGUUUCAGGGCACUUUCUUCACGUUAUCAGUUUUUCUGGUUCCCUUGCUCCUGUUAUUAGUAAGUCUAUAGGAAAACUCUCCUUAGCCAUACUGCUCAGUGCCAGUGGUUACGUAUUCUAGGACAUGUUCUCCAUUGUUUCAGCUCUUUCCUGCACUGAGAUUUCUCUUGUUUCUGUAUUUUCUAUAAAUGAAAUUUAAAGCCCCUAUUUACAACUGUUCAUACUGGACAGCGCAGCAAAGCUGGCUGAGUUACUACCUCAGGAAUGUGGUCUAUAUAUGUGUGAACAGUUAAGACUCAUACAGCUGUGUCAUAUACUGACAGACCAUGUUGACAGUUUUGACUUUCUGGCAAUACUUAUCCAAUUUAAAUUAAGAUCUUAAUAGCCUCUAGAAAGAUUUUAAAACAGUUCCCUAUAAAUAAGUUUCUGAGAGAGUGGAAUGUCACAGAGCAGCAAGGCAAAUGACACUAAGUUCUUUUGGGAUUUGUAAUAAAAAGGAACUCUUUAGGGUUGCACUACUAGCUUAAACAGCAAAACAAAUCAAAACAAAAAACACAAACAAGAAUGAAUUCCAUUAUGCAAAAUAUUCUUUCACUUUGCCAUCAGCAAAACUGAAAAUACAGCUUGUGGCAGAAGUCAGUUGCAUCAGACUGCAUCCAUCCUCUCCCAUGCUGCAGGCAAAUCUUUUGCUAUUCAUUCAUGACCCAUUAGACUCUAAUUGAAGUAAAGCACAUCUGUUAUAUGUGAGAUGUGACUACUUAUUAAAUUGUGUGUAAUUCAUUUACUUAUACCAAAGUAGCACCUGGAAUUCCAAUGAAGAUCUAAAUCUCAUGCUUCCUGCUGUGAUAAUACAUCACAAGAAAUCAAUCCUGCGAUCUCCAGUUUUAGAAUUGAAAUAAGCAGAUUACACACACAGUAAAAUGUAUUACAGCAGCAUUAAAAUAAAACAAUUUAGUUAAAAACAUACAGCAAGGAUAUCUGGUUUGGUUUCUUGACUUAGUCAUACAUUUUGUUACUGUCUUUCUGAAACUUAAAAUACAAUGCCUAUUUGCAAUUUGUAAUUGAAAAUUGUGUUAUUCCCUUGCCAGCAUCCCCUGGUAUUUGAUUGGUAAUCAAAAUGGCUCAGGAGAAAACAAAGAUUACAGACAGGCAGAGAAUGUUUUUUUCUUUUACCUCCUUGUUUCAGGUCCGUAGCUAUAAAUAAAAGAUAUUAAAUUUGGGCCUGACAGUCUAGUAUGCACUGUCUUACACUGGAGAAAGAGGGAAGAAGGCCAAGCCACCUAUCUCUGGUAUCCAUGAUUAGAAAGAACACUUGUUCAUGGCAUGUUAUAAAAAUCACUCAUUUCUCCAUACAACUAUAGUAUGGAAAUCAUAAAGAUCAUUAUGAUCUUUAUUUCUAAUUGCAUUUUCUUUUGUGAUAUCUCAGAAAUAACAUUCAGAAAUGAAAUAAAUGGUGCUUUAAAUGAUACUAUGAUGAAAGAAUGCAUUCAAGCAAAAGAUCUGCAUUCUCUUUCUUUUACCUGUGGUUCACCCUCUUUUACUUCUUAUGUAGACUGAAACCCUUUGUAUUAUCUUGGCAAUCUAACAAGGUCUUUCAAAUAAGACUAAAGUCUUUCCACUUGAUUUUUGUGUGUUUGUAUUGUCAAAUUCUCAUUUUAUUUUGAAUGUAGGACUUCAUCAGUACUUUGCAUACAUUGCACAUAUUUCCAUAUUAAGUAGUAUGCAUGCAGUCUGUUAACACAGAUCCAUAUAACUCUUGUUUUGCUGAUCAGCCCCUUUUAACAGUCACUGUAAAAGGGACUACAUUUUAGCAGUGGAUAAAAUAUAACCAUUGGCUUUCCCAAAGUAUCAGCUAUUUUUAAAUUACUGGUUACGGCCUGUAUUCCUCCAAAUAUGUCAGCAAUGCACGUAAACUAAGAAACAGUGACUUUCCUCAUACAACACAGCUUCUAACCAGCCACCUUCUUACAACAGUUACAUACACUCUGUCUUCCAAGGGAUUUUUUUUAUCAGAGUGCUCUUUAAUCCUGCUGCAGAUCUCUGACCUCUGCAGAUCUCACUCUCUGGAAGCCAGAGGUUUAAACAUAAUCACUAAAACAAAAGACUGCAUUUGGUGUACCGCAGACAUACUAAGGCCAAUUGAAAACUACAGUUGUUUGAAUUCUUGCAGAGGGUACUGUGAAGUCAUUACGGGGGCACACUGGGCCAAUCAGAGCUGAGUAAAUGACUUUCAGAGGUUCCAGUCAAUUAUGAAAGAAUAUUUGCAGAGCUUUCUGGGUUGAUGUGUUUUGACAGAAAACCAUACCACAGAUUAGGGAGCAAGCUUUUCAGAACCCAUCUUUUCUCAUGUCACAAGAGCAUUUUUCUAACCUUAGAACUGUAGAAUUCUAAAACACCUUUCUUUAAUACAUUUCCUGAUGUCCUGAGGUAAAAAGAACUACAGUGGAUUUGAUUUUGUUUU